AUGGCCGAGACCACCGAUAGGUGCUACGGCGACGGCGCCCGGCUGGUGCUGAUCGCCGCUCCCGAGCUCCAGUGCGCCGGCGCUUCGUCCGCGGGCGAGGAGCGGCUCGCGCUCGGGGCCGAUCCCGAGGGCGACCUCGCCGCCGCGGCCAGCGGGGCCGACGACUUCCCCACGGCCGACGACGAGGUGUACGAGCACGGCGCCAUGAUCCGCAUCCCCCUGGGACCCUCGGCCUGGAGGUUGAGCGUCGCCGACCUCGCGGGCAUGCGGCAGGACCUCGCGGCCCUGGGCGAGCGCUUCGGGGUGCUGGCGCAGGAGCCCAGGGGAG
This is a messenger RNA of Prorocentrum cordatum, 328 nucleotides long. The record is from the annotation of a GenBank genome assembly. NCBI's taxonomy places the organism in Eukaryota, Dinophyceae, Prorocentrales, Prorocentraceae.